Molecule: messenger RNA, 2229 nt
Organism: Brenthis ino (lesser marbled fritillary)
Lineage: Eukaryota; Metazoa; Arthropoda; Insecta; Lepidoptera; Nymphalidae
Source: the annotation of a GenBank genome assembly
AUGAAUCAUGUAAAAUAUAACAAAAGAGAAUCCACAGAAGAAUUUACCACCAUGGACAACGAACAACCCCAUCAAGAGUUGGUCAAAUGCGUGGUCGUGGGGGACACAGCGGUAGGAAAAACCAGGUUGAUAUGCGCACGCGCAUGCAACAAACACGUUUCUCUCUCACAGCUGAUGACUACACACGUGCCUACUGUGUGGGCGAUCGAUCAGUAUCGGAUUUAUAAGGAUGUCUUGGAACGAUCAUGGGAAGUCGUAGACGGAGUAAAUGUCUCAUUGAGACUUUGGGAUACUUUCGGUGAUCACGAAAAGGAUAGAAGAUUUGCUUAUGGAAGAUCCGACGUUGUGUUGUUAUGUUUCUCAAUAACUAAUCCUAUUUCAUUGAGAAACUGCGGGGCCAUGUGGUAUCCUGAAAUACGACGAUUCUGCCCAAACACACCAAUUUUACUUGUGGGAUGUAAGAACGAUCUCCGUUAUAUGUACAGAGAUGAGACUUAUUUAAACUAUUGCAAGGAUAGAAGCCCAUUUAUCAGAGCUCCAAGGAAAAGCGAUCUAGUAAUGCCAGAUCAAGGGCGCGCCUUAGCGCACGAGUUCGGGAUAUAUUAUUAUGAAACGUCCGUAUUCACUUAUUACGGUGUGAAUGAAGUGUUUGAGAAUGCGAUACGAGCCGCCCUUAUUGCAAGGCGACAGCAGAGAUUUUGGAUGACUAAUCUCAAAAGAGUUCAAAGGCCGCUUUUACAGGCCCCUUUUAGGCCACCAAGACCGCUAGAACCCGAAGUUGUGGUAGCGAAUAGUGCUCUCUUGGAAAAUAUGACUGGUUUAUUAAGACAACAGUACUUCACGGACAUGGUGAUAAUAUGCGGCGCGAAGGGCUUCCCCGUGCACAGGUACCUGAUGGCGGCCGCGUGCGAGGCCUUCCACCGCCUGCUGACGACGGACUGCGUCAGUCUGUCCGCGGAACUAGCGAGGAGCUCCAGCGAGAGUAGUAUGGUGAGCAGUAUGGGAGAAGCGACCGCUGGCGAGUUCAAUGAAGAUACUGAAUAUCUUAUAAGGCAAGAUCAAGCAAAACAAAUGAAAGUACUAGAUCAUAUAAAACGUCGUUCGUCUUGUCAAAUUCUGCCGCUCAGUGACAGUUGUAAGAAACCACCGGAUUUAUAUAGAGAAGUGAAUCAUCCCGCGAUCGUUUCCAUACGAGUUGUUAAGUGUGAUAAAAUCCAACACGCCACAUCACGGACCCAAACAAUAGUGACGAUGAGUAAGCUCAUAUCGCAAAACGUGAUGCAAGAGAUCAUUAACUUCGCGUACACCGGCGUCAUAGACAGCGGUGCGUUUAAACAGCAGUCCGCUGCUAUUGGAUUACUACUGGAAAUACGUCAAGCGGCCGAAUUACUCGGCUUUCACGAACUGACGAAACUCAGCCAGUUCAUACUCGACCAGCAUUUGCUCUUCGAUAAGGGGUUCAUGCAUCAGUUUUAUUCCCCUCUCCCCCAAAGACUACGAGACAUGUACGUAGAGCGCAACCUCUUCUCAGACGUGACGUUCGACCUCGACGACGGCAUACACCACGCGCACAGAGCCAUGCUCAUGGCGAGGUGCGACCCCAUGAAAGCUAUGUUCCAGGGACACUUUAGGGAGAGCACUUCUAGGGUGAUAUCCUUCCCAGGCGUGAAAAUGUAUGCGUUCCAUAUUUUCUUAUGCUACAUUUACUCCGACAAAAUACCCACAGUGGAACCGACCAGGUGUUUGGAACUACUGGAACUGGCGAACAGAUUGUGUAUGAAUAGAUUGGUCAAUUUAGUGGAAGCCAGGGUCAUAGAUACUCUUCAGCAUCAGGACAGACUCGGAGAAGAUGAUCAGGUUGUGGAAAUCGCACUAUCUCUAUUAGAACCUGUAAAACUGCACAACGCGCACAACCUAUCGGAGUGGUGCACGUGGCGGCUGUGCGGCGCCUACGACCGCGUGUGCCGCGCGCGCCACCUCAGCGCCGCCUCGCGCGACUACCUCGCCGACAACCGCUGGCCGCCCGUCUGGUACGUGAAAGAGUUCGACUACUAUCAAAAAUGCGUGACGGAACAGUCCAAAGAACAGAAGGAGAUCAGACCAAAUACAUCACUACAGGCGAACCAGCAGACUGGCUGCUUAUGUUUUUCCAGUAAAGUGCGUCGCGAGAGCGUCCCGGCGGACGCGAGCACCGCGCUGUGCCGCACCGAGCCGCAGCAGCCGCCGCUC